AUGGCUCAGUCCCCUUCGUUAUUUGGUGGCAGCGCCCGGCAGGUCAGUCAACCACCGCAUGACCGUGUGUCCCGUAGGUCUGAGGGUUGGGCCCGUGGAAGGCGGUCGCGGUCUUCCUCCGGGGGCUCUGGCUGCUCCAGGCGGAGCAGGACUACUGGGUCUUCCAGGAGGCACCGAAGGAACUACCGCCGGAAUUCCAGGAGCAGGGAGCGCUCCUGCAGAUCCCGCUCGUCCAGCUCAUCCCGCUGGCGGUCGCCAUCUUCCUCUGGUGGUAGUUCGGGUAGCUCUGUGGGUCUGGAGCGACGCUCUCGCAGGCGUGAGGGGCGGAGACAUCACUCCAGGUCUUCCCGCGGGGGCAGUCGGCCCUGCGCGGUUUCGGCUCCUGUGGUCAGCCCUGUUCCUGCUACGUCUUCAGGUGGAUCUUCUUCGUCUACAGUGGCUCCUGCGCAGACUGGAGUUUCAGUGACUGUGUCCGGAAGCGGCCUUGGAGGGGCUCCCCUGCCCCCUGUUGGUUUGGGGCUUGCUGAUCGAUGCUUGAUGCCCCUGAUUGAGUCAUCUGUGGAGGCUGCCACAUGGGCUGGACACGAUUCCCCGAGGGCCACGGUUUACUUUCUUGGGGAUUCUUACUUCCAUCUGGCUGCACAGCACGCGGAUUGUCGACCCGGUGGCAGGUCGUUGGGCUGUGAUGUCGAUGCGCACUGGAGAGGCAUCCUGGGUAUGCGGUGGCCGAGGGUCCUGACUGAGGUAGUGGAUAUCGCCAGAACGGCUCAUUCUGGGGUGAUCCUUGUGGUGCAUGUGGGCGGGAAUGACCUGUGUUAUUCCCGGGUUCCGGACCUGAUAACGCUCAUGAAGGCCGAUGUGGACCGGAUUUCAGGUUUCUUUACGAAACUGGUGCUGGUGUGGUCGGAGAUUGUGCCGAGAGUUUCUUGGCAGGGUGCUCGAAAUGCUGCCGCCAUUGAGCGAUCUCGCCGUUUGGUGAAUUCGAGGAUGGCUCGGUUUGUGCGAUCGAAAGGUGGAAUUGUGGUUCGUCAUCGAGAGUUGGAGGGUGACAACAGACAGUUCAUGAUCCCAGAUGGCAUCCACUUGAAUGAUACAGGUUUUGAAAUAUUUUUGUCGGGCCUGAAGGACGGUUUGGAGCAGGCACUGCUCCUUCUUGGUGGCAGUCGGAGCACUGUGUAGGGGUACACGGGUUCCUCAGUAGCCGGUUGAGUAAAGUCAGGAUAAAGGGCCGUUGGCGCACAUGCCCGCCGGGAGUAUGGCGGCUGGCAUACCGCUUCGGCUGAAGGUGUACGCCAAGUUACAGUUUAACAAACGGUAAAGUAAACUGCAAUGCAGU
Molecule: messenger RNA, 1336 nt
Organism: Hyla sarda
Lineage: Eukaryota; Metazoa; Chordata; Amphibia; Anura; Hylidae
Exons: 3
Coding region: 1-1179 (392 amino acids)
Source: RefSeq, a predicted model, not a curated record